This is a messenger RNA of Microdochium trichocladiopsis, 2260 nucleotides long. RefSeq lists its product as uncharacterized. Gene Ontology annotation, cellular component: phosphopantothenoylcysteine decarboxylase complex. NCBI's taxonomy places the organism in Eukaryota, Fungi, Ascomycota, Sordariomycetes, Xylariales, Microdochiaceae. The transcript has a single exon. Gene Ontology annotation, biological process: coenzyme A biosynthetic process. Gene Ontology annotation, molecular function: FMN binding; phosphopantothenoylcysteine decarboxylase activity. The coding region runs from base 356 to 2167 and encodes 603 amino acids. The record is from RefSeq and is a predicted model, not a curated record.
AUUGUGCCAUCGUUCAACAACUUUGUUCACGCAAUCACCUGCUUUUCUCAAGUCUCGCAUUCCCAUUUCAGAGAGGCGAUUGUGCUUAAGUAUCACGGCCCGUGCCCUCCACCACGCUAUAUACGCCCGCUCAGCCCACUUGCCAGCGCUAUCGCCGCCAAAGCACGCCAGUCACCCGAUCACCAAAAGCACCCGUCGGCCCAACGACCUGAUAACCACUUUGCCUUGCGCGUACUUCCCAAGCCAGCGUCCUCUCGGGCUUCCGACCAGGCCCACGACAACAAUACAACCGUCCCCGUCGAAGGUAUCGUCAUGACCAACCUGUCCUCCCGCUGCCAGCUGUAACCCGACAAUCAUGGCCGGGCAGUCGCCCCCAACAUCCAUGCCCGCCGCCUUCCUCCGGCGCAACCGCCCAAUCCCGCUCUCGGCCACGUCGUCCUUCUCGUCCCUGCAUGACAUGCCUAGGACGAGGCGGCUUCGCCUGCUCGUAGCCGCAAACGGCGCCCGCGACGUCGCUUUCGCCCAGACCAUUGCCGUCCGCCUCCUCAAAGAUGCCCAGAUCGAGACGAGGGCGCUUGUCGACGACGUCCCGCCGCGGCUCACACACGAUAUUCUCGUCAUGGAGAACCGCAGCCUCGCGACCUUAGCCAUCGACGCGAGCGAACGCACCCGCGAGGCGAUCGAGGCUGCGCGACAAACUGCCGCUGAGCUCGUCGAGUGGGCCGAUCUCCUCGUCCUGGCUCCCAUCGAUGCCGACCACCUCGCGAAGAUGAUGGGCGGAAUCGCCGACACUACCCUGCUCGAAUUGCUGCGCGCGUGGGACGUGUCCAAAAAGAUCCUCCUGGUGCCGGGCAUGUCGGUGCAGAUGUGGGAAAACCCAAUGACCAAGAAGCAGCUCAGCAAGAUUAAGCGGAAAUGGAACUGGGUCCGAGUCAUGUCCCCGAUUCUCUGGAACUACGACAGCCAGACGCCCAAUAAGCGUGCUGUGUCUUGGGAUGGGCUCAACGAUUUGAUCGGGAUUAUCAAGAACCAGGCGGAGCUCAUGUCCUUGGGCCAUGAUGUGGAGGUUGCGGCGCAAAAAGCGGCGAUGCAGCCCACAAAUCAUGAGCGGAUAUUGACAGGUUUGCCACCAGAGAUCUGGACUCUCAUAUUUGAACACGUGGGCGACUGGGAGCUGGCCAAGGCCUUGAAUAUCUACACGAAUCUGCGAACGCCUACCGAGUGGCGCACGAAUCGUGCCGACCUGGUCGAUCCAGUGAGCAUAUACAUGCACGACCUCGAGUGGCUCAUUCUGUCGUGCCCAGGAUCGGACGUCAUCUGCCAGAUGUUGUCGGAAGCUCCCAAGGGCUUGCGUUACGUGUCGUCGCUGGCGGUCAAGCUCAUCAUCAAGUUCUCCCUGAUUGAUGUCCUCACCUACCUUGAGACUCACCUGAGCAAGGUCUUCUGGGCUUCGUUCAGCGCCAAGCUUUUACCGAACAAGGCUUCGGGAGUCUAUGGGAGGGUAGACAUUCUCGACUGGUGGAACACGUCGCCCUCGUUUCUCAAGAAGGAGUACGACGCUGAGGCCCUUGAUAACGCGUCACGGAUGGGCUACAUCCACGUGCUUGACUGGUGGCUGAGGUCCGGCCUACCCCUGAAAUACACCGAAGUCGCCCUCGAGCAGGCGUCCAGCAAGGGUCACCUCUUUGUCCUGGAGUGGUGGCGCGACGCUGCUCUGCAAGACGACAGCAUUCAGCUCAAGCCCGGCCGGAGUCUACUUAGCGCGGCACAGCAAGGUCAGACCGCUGUGCUACGGUGGUGGGAGACUUCUGGUAUCCCUGUCGCCCACUCCGAGGGUGUGUGCAAGAUUGCCAGCGCCCACGGUCAGACAGCAGUGCUCGACACUUGGCGCGAGCUCAAGGGCGACAAGCUCUCGUUCGACGCACAGGUGCUCGUCGCGCCCACGAAGCAGGGCCACGUCGCGGUGCUCGAGUGGUGGAAGCAGUACGCGCGCGGCGAGCAGGCGGGAGACGGCAAGAAGCAUCGUGUCGAGUACAAGACGUGCGAUAUCGAGGAGGCGCUAGAAGAUGCUGUGGGCGACCCGAAGCCAAUCCGCAGGUGGUGGGCGCGCAACGGGCUGAAUCUGGGCUUGCCGACGAGUGAUUGGAUGAAGCCGAAGCUGUUGUAGAAGUAUGGAGCUGAGGGCCAGGGACACGCAGAAUCUGGACACCAGAGUGAACAUUUUAGCAAGCAAGUACAAAUUGAAUUUUUUGAAUUGUAA